Messenger RNA from Periconia digitata, 756 nucleotides. The record is from the annotation of a GenBank genome assembly. Lineage: Eukaryota; Fungi; Ascomycota; Dothideomycetes; Pleosporales; Periconiaceae.
GCUUCCCGCCAUUGCUACGCGACGCCGUGCAUCUUCUCCUCGCUGUCUGCUAACCUAACUCUCGGAUUUAACUUUCAAAUGAUGAAGUGGCUCUGGUUGUCAAUCAGCACUGUUGGCAUUCUCUGCCAAAUUUUGCUUGGAGUGGUCGAGGCCCAGAUAACCCCCGGCCCAGCGCUGCCCGUGCGACAGGAAAGUAAAGCGGAUCCGACGCUUUUGGGAUGGGUCAGCACAAGCGGCGCGUCCAAAUUCUCCGAUCAACGCGUCUGCGACUUCCCAUCCACAGUCUCGCGCAGCGGCGCCUAUGCAAAGUGCUGUGCGGCCUCAGUACCAUGUAACCUAUAUACAACGUGCUCUGGCAAUGUGCUGGUUGCUCCUUCGACGUCUGUGCCAUGCGAACAGGGGAUUUGCAAUACAGGCGUGAUUGUGGCUUCGACAGGUACCGCGCAGCAGCAAGGUGUGUCGAAUAUCGAAUGUUGGGCGACGGGGCUUGGGACCAAAGCAUUUUGGCUCGUAACAGAUGUAAACAAUUCGGCUACCGCCACCCCAACAACGGCAUCUGCUACGUCGACAACUGGUAGAGCAUCUAGUUCAACGGCUUUCAAGACUAAUACUGAGGAAUCGACUCCUUCCUCGUCAGAAUCAAGUGUUUCGGGUGCAUCGUCUCCCAGUCCAUCAAAUGCCGCAUUGGCUUUGCCAGCUACAAGACUGUUGCCCUUUUUGAUCAUUGUUGGCUUUUUUGAAGAUAUGUUUGCUUGA